Molecule: messenger RNA, 249 nt
Organism: Botrytis deweyae
Lineage: Eukaryota; Fungi; Ascomycota; Leotiomycetes; Helotiales; Sclerotiniaceae
Exons: 2
Coding region: 1-249 (82 amino acids)
Source: RefSeq, a predicted model, not a curated record
AUGGAUAUAUCUGCAUCUGCAACUGCAACUGCAACUGCAAGCCCAAAGCCAAGCCAAAGAGGCCAUGUCAAGGUACAGCAAAAGCAAAGCAAACGCAAACGCAAACGCAAAGCAAAGCAAAAGCAAAAGCAAAAGGCAAAAGGUAUCUAUCAGAUAUGCACAGGAAAAUGCAGUACUAGCAAAUCCAUCAGAAGCAAGUUCAUCUCAUCUCAUUUCAUUUCAUACUUAAUAUUCUUUGAUUCCAAGUAA